Molecule: messenger RNA, 5065 nt
Organism: Tetranychus urticae (two-spotted spider mite)
Lineage: Eukaryota; Metazoa; Arthropoda; Arachnida; Trombidiformes; Tetranychidae
Gene: sol
Product: calpain 15 small optic lobes
Biological process (GO): proteolysis
Cellular component (GO): cytoplasm
Molecular function (GO): calcium-dependent cysteine-type endopeptidase activity
Source: RefSeq, a predicted model, not a curated record
AUUUCUUUUAUGACUUCAAUGUUCCCCCUUUUUUUACUCUCCUCUCCCUCUUCUCCCUCCUUUACCAUCUUGUUUCUCUUUUGACAAACAAGAUCAUCAGCUGUUAACUCCAUACUCCAGUAAAUUGAUUUUAAUUGUUAUUAGCUUUACACUGCAUUUUUAUUUAUUUUUUUGUUGAAACUCAUUUAGAUUAUUAAUUACCAAAUUAUUUUGUGCUACAUUGCAGUCGUGUUCAAGGUGAAAAUAUGGAAACCCACUUUCUGGUGAUAUUGUGAUCAACUCUUUCAGUCAUUUUAAAAUUAUUUUGGUUCAUUUUUUGGUGAAUUUGGUUUUCCAUACAGUUUACUUAAUUAAAGAUAUUGUAAAUAUUAUAAUUCGAUAAAUCUUGACCGACCUACAGUGUGAAAAAGACCAAAAGAGUAAAUGCUAUAAUUUAAUGUUUAAUCCAUUAUGGAUAACCAUCUAUCCAUAUCGUCAUCCUCUCCAUCACCACAACCACAGUUGAUAGAUUUAACUGAUGAUCAAGAGGAUCCAGUUGACCCAUCUGGUUGUCCGAUUUUGUUUGAGGGACCAAACAAUUCAAUCAUCAGCCUUGAUGAGGAUUCUGACACUGAUGAUAACACAUUGGAAAAUGGAAGAAUAACUCGACCAGAUGAGAAAGAGAAAGAAACCGACGACGAAACCGAUUGGGGUUUUAAGGGAAAUUUCAAUGGAGCCAAAGUAAUUCGUAGAAAAGUGAAAAACUCAAUUUAUCCUGUUAAUUCCCAGUUGAUAAAUUAUCAAACAAGUUGUUCAAAUCAAGUGACACCUAAAUCAACAGUUACAUCACUAAGAAGUCAAGAUAUUUCUGGUUUAGAAAGUACAAUUUCGGGAGCUUGUAGUAUAAGAGAAGGAGGGAUCAAAUUUGGUGAAGAAAAAGACGAAAUAAGACACAGAGAUGGUGUUGAUGAUGCCAAGAAUAAUUCGAGAAAAUGUACUAAAUCUUCAAUUACCACUAAUGAUGCUUCUUCAUACUACCCGAAUGGAGUAACCAGGAGAAACUUGGCCGAGGAUGUAGAGGUGGUUGAAAGGCAAGAGGAUUCAGGGGAUGGAGAAGAGACAAACUGUCAAUCCGGAAGGGAAAAAAAUUGCCUCUCUGAGAAUAGAGUGAACUUUCUGGAGAAAACUUUCGUCAAGUGUAUUGGUAAACGCAAUCAAAAAUGGAUUUGUCAACUCUGUGGAUAUAAAAAUUUUGAUACUUGUUCCGAAUGUGUUCAAUGUGAACGAAGAAAACGAUCUCAUGUCACUGUUGACCAUCAUUAUCCUUCUCAAUCGCAGCAGCUUCAAAAAUCUCAAAAUUCUUUUAAUGAUUUCAACAAUCCUACAUCAUUUUUACAGACGCCUUCAUUUUCUCAAGAUUCAGUUGCCAUAACCAAAAACAAUAAAAAGAUUAAGAUAAAAUCUAGUGAUGAUAUUAACUGGAUCUGUGAUAAGUGUUCUUUCAGUAAUCUCUACCUAGUUAAAGAUUGCCUCAAUUGUCGUCGAGGUAAAGUCUUUUUUAAAAGUCAUGGUUACAAGGGCUUGGAAUCUUCAGAUUUCCAAGUAACAAAUUGCCUGCUAACUCAUUUAAUAUCACCGGUUCAUCAACCUCAAUACGAGAUUAAACGCCAGUGGAAAUGCUCGAAUAAAGAUUGCAAUUUUCUCAAUUUAGCAUCAACCUUUGCAUGUGUUGUAUGUGAUACAAAAAGAUUAAAUUGUUUAACCAAACCUGAUGCUCGAAAAAAUGGCAUGAAUGUACGUCAAGCCAAGUUCAAAGCUAGAUUAAGGAAACAUGAUUCCGAGGGGUCGAGGCCAUCUUCCGAUUCCAAUCAAAUGAAUUCAAAUGAUGUAAUUUUAAUUGAUAUCUCAAAUGAUAAUUCAUCUUUAAUUAUAUCAAGGCCAUCUCCUUUAUCAUCAAAUAAACAGAAAGAAAUUCAACAACAAAAUGCAUCGAAUAGUCAAGGACUUCUUCCAUCAUUGUCAUCAUCAUCAUCUUCUUCUUUCAAUAAUAACUGCCAAGUUAAAAGAAGUAAAUCUUUACACGAGGUACCAUCAGUUGAAUUUCCAUCGUGUUCACAAUCAAAUGUUGCUACAGCAGAUCCACCGAUUUUUUCUCAAACUUGUACUCAACUAACAAAUACCAACUCUAACAUUAUGAUAACAUCUUUAUCGUCUUCAUCAUCUAAUGCCUCGUCAUCCUCGUCAUCCUCUUCCUCCUCGCCAUCUUCAAUAGCCUCGGAUACAGACAACGAAGAACUGAACAGUCAAACAGAAGAUAAUACUUUUUGGACUUGUCAUCAUUGCAGUCUGUCAUUUAACACAUCCAGCUCUAUCACAUGUCUUUAUUGUGAUACACCGAGAAAUCACAAUGAAGGAUCUCCAAUAAACUUAAUCCCUCGUAAUGGUACAGUUUCAUAUACAAACAACAUGAAUUCCAUUUGUAAUCGUUUACCCUCAUUUCAAAGUAUUUUGUCGUCAACAACAUCCCCAUCUUCAUCAUCAACACCAAUAUCCUCAACAUCCUUGAAUUCUUCAUCAACAAAUGAAAACUUUUGGACUUGUAUAAAAUGCACUCUCAACAAUUCCACGGAAGAAAACUUUUGUACUGCUUGUGGUGGAUCUAAGGCCAAUAGCACAAGUGACAAAACUUUUCAAACUCUCAAGCAUGAAGAAAGCUGGGUUUGUGAUAGAUGUACUCUUCGUAAUUCCAAGAAUCUUGAAAAGUGUAUGGUUUGUGAAUCUCGUCGACCAAUAAUUAACCAGCCUUUUAGUCAAUCUGUACAAAAUAACCUGAGUACAACUAGACCCGAUUCAACUCUUGGUAAAAGAGUCAAAUGGGAAUGUUCAGCAUGUACUUAUAUAAAUCCUGUUUCCCGAUACAGCUGUGAGAUGUGUCAACAAGCUCGAAGUGUCUUAACCAUGAGACCAGACACAGUUAGUCGAAGUCGAACAUCAACUUAUCGAUCAGUCAAUAAUACUCUUUGUCGUGGAGAAAGUGAGCUUAUGGAAGAUUUACGAAUGAUUGAAGAAGGAGAAGCACGAGAUCGAUGGGAAAAUAUUGUCAGAUUCUGUAAACAAAGCGGAAUAAGUUUUGUUGACGACUCUUUCCCACCAUCUCCUAAAUCUUUAUAUUGUUCUUGGGAGGAUAAAGUUCAUUGUAAAACAGUUUCUCAAUGGCUUCGAUUGAGUGACAUCAAAUGUCACCCGAACAUGGCUAAUGUCAAAUGGGCAGUUUUUAGAACACCUAUGGUUUCAGAUAUCUCUCAGGGCGUUUUAGGUAAUUGUUGGCUUCUUAGUGCCUUGGCGGUUCUUGCUGAGCGACCGGAAUUAGUUAAACAAGUGAUGGUAACCAGAGAAAUUUGUCCUCAAGGGGCUUAUCAGGUUCGACUUUGUAAAGAUGGUAAAUGGACUACCGUUUUGGUUGAUGAUUUACUACCUUGCGAUAGUAGUGGACGACUGGUUUAUUCACAAGCUAAAAGGAAACAAUUGUGGGUUCCAUUGAUUGAAAAGGCCGUGGCUAAGCUUCAUGGUUGCUACGAAGCACUAGUUUCUGGUCGAGCUAUUGAAGGUUUAUCAACAUUAACUGGUGCACCAUGUGAAUCUAUUCCUCUACAACCAGCGACAAACGGUGUACCUCAAGAAGAGAGAAUCGAUGAAGAUUUGAUUUGGGCCAAAUUAUUGAGUUCUCGAGCUGCUGGGUUCCUCAUGGGAGCUUCAUGUGGCGGUGGUAACAUGAUUGUCAAUGACAUGGAGUAUCACAGAAUAGGUCUAAGGCCUAGACACGCUUAUUCCGUUCUUGAUGUUCAGGAUAUUGAUGGUAUCAGACUUGUGAGACUUCGUAAUCCAUGGGGACAUUUUUCUUGGAAGGGUGAUUGGUCCGAUGAAAGUGAUUUAUGGACUGAUGAAUUGAAAAUUCAAUUAAUGCCUCAUGCUGCGGACGAUGGUCUUUUCUGGAUGUCUUUCACUGAUGUUUUAAAGUAUUUUGAUUCAAUUGAUGUUUGUAAAGUUCGUAAAGAUUGGAACGAAAUACGGAUAGAAGGUGUUUUGCCUCCUUUUGUAGACAAAGAGAAUUUGGAUUUGAUAAUAAUUACAGUUUUUGAGGCUACAGAAAUUGAAUUUAGCCUUUUCCAAGAGAAUCAAAGAAACACUAAAAAGGUUCAAAGAUCUCAAUCAGAUUUAUGUGUACUCAUAUUCAAAGCCGCCCCCAACUCAUUCAGUCAUAUAGGUAGCCUUAUAAAACAUAGUCGUCGGCAAGUACGAGGAUUUGUUGGAUGUCAAACAAUGCUAGAACCUGGUGUUUAUGCAGUUGUUUGUUUAGCAUUUAAUCAUUGGCAUACAACUUUCAAUGGACCUGAUGAUUAUCCCAAAUUUCUCCUCUCCAUCCAUAGCUCGAAGAAACUAUUGGUGGAAACAAUUCCUCCUCCAUCUUUUAUUCUUGCUGAUGUUAUUAUUAAUUUAACCCUGUCCAAAGGCCAACGUCAUGAGGGAAGGGAAGGAAUGACGGCGUAUUAUCUGACAAAAGGAUGGGCUGGUCUAGUUGUGGUCGUUGAAAAUCGAUUAACUGAUAAACGAAUUCAAGUUAUCUGUAACUGUUGUGAGAGUGUAAAUGUUGUCUCAACUAGAGGAACCCUUCGAACGGUUGACAGUAUUCCUCCAAGACACAGACAAGUGAUCAUAAUUCUUACACAACUGGAAGGUAUUGGCGGCUUCUCAAUAGCACAUCGUUUAACUCAUAGAGUCUCUCAUAAAUCCGGACUUCAUGAUUGGGGACCACCUGGGACAAAUCAUUUGCCUCUAUUGGAGCCUGAAAUAUUUGGCUUACAUGCACCAAGGCCGAUUUGAGGAUAAACAAUUCAAUUCGUAUUCCAUUCACCUUCCACUUUACUUUCAAUGUUGAGCGAAAUUGGCUCGGAUUCGAGAUUUCUAAUUUAUACAUGUAUUAAAAAAUCCAAAGGUCCUUAUUGUGGCAAUUUAAGUUAUGUUUUUGUUCCUGUAAAUUUAUUUCUAAUCAAAAUGUAUUAAAGUUUGAUAACAUUGAUACAUUGAA